GUAGAGUAGCAGCUGUAGUCCUCUCUCUCUCUUUCUCUCUCCCCAAACUCUUCUUUCCAGGUUCCAGCAGCAGAAGCAGCAGCGUUCAGUCAGUGUGGCUCGAGCUGUGGUUGCGAGAGGGUCCACGCUGGAUCCAGCUCCGGGACCUCGCUCGGCGUGCUAUAUAAACGUUGCUCUUCGGCGAGAGAACGUUUGUUGUCGCCUCUCCGUCGCGUCUUCGAGACUUUGAACGUUCGCUCGCGGGAUAUGAACUUGAAUGUAUUCCGUCAGGAUUUCUGGAGCAGUGAAAUAAGAACUUCUGACUAUAUUUCCAAGAUUUCCGAAGAAGUUUUUAUAUUUGCAGGAUUUCUGAAGACGUUUCUGAACAACUUCUGAAUAUUUUUCCAAGGUUUCUGAAGGACGCAAAUAAGGACUUGAAUAUAUUUCCAAGAUUUCUGAAGAACUUAAAUAUAUUUCCAAGACUUCUGAAGGUCUUGAAUAUAUUUCCAAGAUUUCUGGAGAACUUGAAUAUAUUUCCAAGAUUUCUGGAGAAGUGAAAUACGAACUUCUGAAUAUAUUUCCAAGAUUUCUGAAGACUUUAAAUUAGAACUUGAAUAUAUUUCAUCAAGAUUUCCGAAGAAGGUAAAUACGAACUUCAAUAUAUUUUCAAGAUUUCUGAAGAACUUGAGUAUAUUUCCAAGAUUUCUGAUGAAUCUAAAUAAGAACUUGAAUAUAUUUCAUCAAGAUUUCUGAAGAAGUUGAAUAAGAACCGCAAUACAUUUCCAAGAUUUUUGAAGAACUUGAAUAUAUUUCCAAGAAUUCUGAGGAAGAUAAAUAAAUUUCAGUACAUUUCCAAGAUUUCUGACAAAGUUGAAUAACAACUUAAAUAAGUUUUCCAAGAUCUCUGUAGAAGUUAAAUAAGAACUUUGAUAUAAUUCUAAGAUUUCUGUAGAAGUUAAAGAAGAACUUUCAUAUAUUUCCAAGAUGUCUGAAGAAGUUAGUUAAGAACUUCAAUAUAUUUCCAAGAUUUCUGAAGAAGUCAAAUAAAAACUCGAAUAUAUUUUCAAGAUUCUUGAAGAAGUUAGAUACGAACUUCAGUAUAUUCCCAGGCCCCUGAAAAAGUUAAAAUAAGAACUUCGGUACGUUUCUAAGAAUUCUGGUGGAAGUUAUAGCCUGUGAGAUGAAGUUUCUUGUAGUGUCGAUGCCAACCGGCUAACAGGAGAGGAUUAAGGAAAACUUCUUAGUGAAGCUACGGCAAAAACGUGACCCAAAGGACUCGUCCAGGAUGCUACUCGUCGCCCUGACGUGGGUAGCAUUGCUAUCUGGGGUGAUGGAGGGAGGGCAGACCUUGGCCAAUCCCCUGCCGGCGAGAGUAUCCCCAAAGGCGUCGUUCCAAGAGAGGCUGGAAGCUGCCAGGGCCCUCCUGAAGGAGUCACCUCUCAUUGAUGGGCACAACGACCUCCCCUGGAACCUGAGGAUGUUCCUGCACAACAAACUGCAUUCCUUCAACCUCUCGGCUGACCUGACGGAGGAGAAGCCCUGGAGGAAGUCGCCCUUCUCUCACACUGACCUGCCCAGGCUUCGCCAAGGGCACGUCGCUGCUCAAUUCUGGUCAGUGUACGUCCCGUGCGAGACACAAUUCCUCAACACAGUGCAGCUUCUCAUGGAACAGGUGGACGUCAUCAAGAGAAUGAUUGCAGCCAGCCCUCAGGAGACGACGCUGGUCACCUCCCUCCUGCAGGUAGGCAUCGAGCGAGAGUUCAAACGAGGUCGCCUAGCCAGCCUGCUAGGGGUGGAGGGAGGUCACAGCAUUGCCAGCAGUAUGGGGGUGGUCAGAGCCCUGUAUGACCUCGGGGUCAGAUACGUGACCCUCACGCACAAGUGUCACACCCCCUGGGCUGAGUGUUCUGAAAUGGGUGGGACAGCAGCCAACGCUCGUGGACUCACGCCGUUUGGAAAGGACUUGAUCAAAGAGAUGAACCGCCUUGGAAUGAUGAUCGAUGUGUCCCACUCGUCUUCCAGCACGGUCCACGAUGUGUUGUCAACAACGAGGGCCCCGAUCAUCUUCUCGCACUCGGCCGCCAAGGCGAUCUGCGACAUCGAGAGGAACGUGCCUGAUGAUCUGCUCAACAGUGUGGCGAGUAAUGGCGGUGUGGUCAUGCUGAGUUUCUACAACGAUUUCCUCACUUGCAAGACGAAAGCGACCAUUACCGACGUGGUCGCUCACAUUAACCACAUCCGUUCCAUGGCCGGUGUGGACCACGUCGGAAUUGGGGCCGGAUACGACGGGAUCAACAGGACUCCAGUCGGCCUGGAAGACGUGUCCAAAUACCCGGACCUCUUCGCCGAGCUUCUAAGGGACCCAGCUUGGUCUAUACAGGACCUCAAGAAACUGGCUGGUCUCAAUUUGUUGAGGGUGUUUACGGCUGUGCAACAGGUGAGAGACGAGUUGGAGAGCGAGCAGCCUUCGGAAGAGAUAAUUCCUAUUCACGACAUCGACUCCCAGUGGCCGUGCAGGUACAAAUUCGCCAGCCUGGAGGACACAGCCGCUAGGACCUGACCUGCCUUCAAGCUGACCUGCAGUCUGGGCAGUCUCGGCCUGUCCUCGUCGUUGAAUACGUAGAAAAAUUAAUAUGAAUUCACUCGGCCUGUUUUUCCUCUCUAAGUAAACGGGGAAAAAAAAAGUAAGAUUUUGCGUCAUGGCCUGACCUGCCUUGAAGCCGGCCUGCAGCAUUGUGUAAAUAGACAAAGAGUAGGCUUCCACGUCAGGGCCUGACCUGCUUCAAGCUGGCCUGCAGGUUUGAGUAAAUAAACAAAGAGUAAGCUUCCACAUCAGGACCUGACCUGCCUUCAAGCUGGCCUGCAGGAUGAGUAAAUAGUUAAACAGCAACCUUUCACAUUACAGGCUAAUGAGAAAAAGUAGGUUUAAUGAUCAAGGGAAAACAUAAUGUUUUUAAAUUAAUUCGUAAAAGGACAGGAACUUUUAGACCUUAUUUAAAAACAGUGAUCAUUUUUGUUUUAAGGAAAUAUUGCUGAUUAAUAUUUACACCUGUUGAUCUAAAAAGCUAUUUAUGACGUCACCUGCUAAUGUUUCUCCUUUUUGGAAAAUGUGACUUAACUUUGAACGAACGACUCGAAGUUCUUCUAUAUAAAAAAUAUAAAAAUUACAAAAAACUAAAACUUAUUUUCGGAUGGAUCUUUACAUCCAGGUGCUAAAGGCUUAAAAUCUGCCUUCCCACGGCCCCCCCCCCCCACCCUUGUCUCUCUCACCCAAAACCCCCCUACGGCCUUAAGAAACAUCCUUAAAGGGGCGAGCAUGCUCUGUAAGGAGGAAGGGUGGGAGGGGUAAGAGGAGGAAGGAGGAGGAAAGUAGGGAUGAGAUGAGAAAAAAAGUUUAAAGCAGAAGUGAGGGAAAAAGAGAAAGUGAGAAUUUCUGAAAACUAUCUCCCACUGACCACCAAUAGAUUCCAGAUUUAUGGGUCCUCAGACCUGCUUCUGUAUGUUCAGAUAUUUCAACAGGCGUCACUUAUAAGAGGGGUAGGGUCAUGUUACUGAAUUUCACUAAAGAAAAGGCAAAGGUAAUAGAUAUUACAGGACAACUUGGCCCCUAAAUGACUGAAGUCUGCUUAUAAGAGAGAGAGAGGAUAUUGUUCCUAAAUUUAACUGGGGGGAAAGGAAAACAUGAUGGAUAUCACAAGAAAAUUUGACCCCAAAAUGACUGAAGUCUGCUUAUAAGAGAGAGAGGUACAGGCUCCUAAUUAACUAAGGGAAAGGAAAACAUGAUGGAUAUCACAAGAGAAUUUGACCCCACAAUGACUGAAGUCUGCUUAUAAGAGAGAGAGGAUCAGGUUCCUAAUUAACUAAGGGAAAGGAAAACAUGAUAGAUAUCACAAGAGAAUAUGACCCCACAAUGACUGAAGUCUGCUUAUAAGAGAGAGAGAAGGACAGGUUCCUGAAUCAUAGAAGAUGAUAGAUAUCACAAGAAAAUUUGAUCCCAGAAUGACUGAAGUCAGCUUAAAAGAGAGAGAGGAUCGGGUUCCUGAAUCAUGGAAGAUGAUAGAUAUCACAAGAGAAUUUGAUCCCAGAAUGACUGAGGUCAGCUUAAAAGAGAGAGAGGAUCAGGUUCCUGAAUUUCCCUGAAGAAAAGGAAAACAUGAUGGAUAUCAUAAGGGAAUUUGAUCCAAGAAUGACUGAAGUCUGCUUAUAAGAGGGAGAGGGUCUGGUUCCUGAAUUAUAAGAAAUGGCAAAGAUGAUAGAUCUCACAAGAGAAUUUGACCCCAGGAUGGUCUGCUUAUAAGAGAGAGAGGCUCAGGUUCCUCAACUUAACUGAGGAAAAGGAAAAUAUGAUAGAUAUCAUAAGAGAAUUUGACCACAGAAUGACUGAAGUCUACUUAUAAAGGUGAGUUUACACUAGGCUUCACCCCACACUGCAUGCGUAAGACUCAUCAUCAACUCCUCCCAAAUUCUUGAUAGCUCCGCCUACUGGACUGCUCAUCAAGAGUCACGCCACACCACUAACUCACUCUAAUGAGCACUCCAGUAGGCGGGGCUAACAAGAAUUUGGGAGGAAUUGGUGAUGCGUCUUACGCAUGCAGCAGUGGGGUGAAGCCUAGUGUAAACCCACCUUAAGAAGGACAGGGUCAGAUUCCUGAAUCAUAACAGGCAAAGAUGAUAGAUAUUAUCAGACAACUUGACCCAAGAAUAACUGAAGUCUGCUUAUAAGAGAAAGAGGGUCAUGUUCCUGAAUUUCACUGAAGAAAAGGCACAGAUGACCACAGGAUGACUGAAGUCUGUGCUGACAUGAUAACCAUCGGAUUUUGCAAUACCUAUAAUUUUAACGUAAUACCUAUAAUUUUAAUGCAAUACCUAUAAUUUUAAUGUUUAAGUGUGUUUUUUGGAAAACUUAGAAAUGUAGAAUGUGGCGUAAAAACUUUGUAAUACACGUUCUGUUGCUAGAUUUAUAUGAACUGCCGUUUUCUGAAAAGUAUUAUUUACGGAAUGUCUAAGUGAACGAAUUUCCUUGGGCAAAAUUGAAACUUUCUUAGUGACAAUUCAUGACAGAAAAGACGUAGUUGAAUAUGACAAAACAUUACAUUGAAAUAAGUUGGAUAU
Molecule: messenger RNA, 5091 nt
Organism: Macrobrachium nipponense
Lineage: Eukaryota; Metazoa; Arthropoda; Malacostraca; Decapoda; Palaemonidae
Product: dipeptidase 1-like
Exons: 11
Coding region: 1265-2539 (424 amino acids)
Biological process (GO): proteolysis
Molecular function (GO): metallodipeptidase activity
Source: RefSeq, a predicted model, not a curated record